AUGGCGCCUCCAAACGGACAUGGCGAUAGUAUUUUCCCGUAUAUUGCUCCCGGUUGUCCUUCGGACAUGGUCGCUAGGCCCGAAGACUGGAAUGCGGAGAGGUUCAAGAUCGUGCUUCCUCUGGGCCAGGGGGCGAAGAGCAAAGUGAUGCUGGCGGUGGACAGGCUCUCUUGGCGGCAGGUGGCGCUGAAGAAGAUCAAGUGCAGAAGUUUGAGCAGCCGCGAGGCGCAGCAGCUGGAGAAGGAGAUUCUGAUCCACGGCUCGAUCACACACAAGCACCUGCUGGCGCUCUGGGGCGCGUUUCGGGACGCCGACAACUUCUACAUCGUGCUGGAGAUCGCGGACGGCGGGGACCUGUACCGGCGGAGCCACCGCGUGCAGAUGAAGGAGGCGGCGAUCGUGAACCGCGUCCUGCGGCCCCUGCUCGAGGUGGUGGCGUUCCUGCACGCGAACAACGUGAUUCACCGCGACAUCAAGCCGGAGAACAUCGUGUUCACGCAGCAGGGGCAGCUCAAGCUCGCCGACCUGGGUCUCGCCCUCGACACCUCCAAGGACCAGGGCGUGUCGCGCGUGGGAACGCUGGAGUUCAUGGCGCCCGAGGUCAUCAUGUGCGGGCGCAUCACGCCGGUGGGGAUCACCAACGAGGUGCUGCCGCUGCCCGGCAACGAGAUCCCCAAGGAGCAGAGGACGCCCUACGACGAAAAGGUGGACAUCUGGGCCGUCGGGUGCCUGGCGUACGAGAUGUUCUGCCACGUCACGCCGUUCCUGCACGACAAGCGCGAGGCCACCAUCGCGCGCAUCCUUGAAGGGCGCUUCACCCUCCCCGCAAAGAUGCCCCCCAAGGCCGGCGAAUUCGUGACGGCGUGCCUGCAAGUGCCCCCGGCGCAGCGACCGUCCGCGAUGGAGCUGCUCGCCUCGCCGCUGCUGGCCCUCGACCGCCCCCGCGAACCGGUGCAGACCUCGGCAAUGGAGGCAGGGAACGCGCGGCCCGGGGCGUCCACCUCCGACGUCGAGCUCGGCAUCGACGUGCGCGCCGCCAAGGCGGCGGUCUCGCUCGCGGGCACGGCGUCCCUCCACGGCCUCCACGGGAACCAUCAGGCGACGUCGGUGCCCCGCGCCCCCAAGUCGGAGGCGAUGUUCGGCACGGCCGGCCCGCCAGCGUCGACAUCUUCCGUGCACCGACGCGAAGUCAGGGAGUCCAACUCGGGCGCGCCGAUGCGUCUGGCCAUGGUGUCGUACUCGUCGUCGCGAUUCGCCCCUUCGGAGGUGCAGUCCCAUCCGGGCGUGUCGGCGAUUCAGAGCCCCCACUCUGCCAGUGCGCGGCAGGAGCAAGAAAACCCCAACGGCGGUCAGCCUGCUUGGAAACGUUUCGGGGCGAAGCUGCCGGGCCUCCAUUCCGACGGAAAGCAGCACGUCAACGCCAGCGAUGCAGGAGCUAGGACGCAUCAGGGACAGGUACAGCAGAGGGCCACAACUUCGCCCGCUAGCGGCCGGCCGCCGCAGCCGUCCGCGAUCCUCACACCUGUGUGCGAGACGACUUCGGCGGCAACGAAGGCGACCCUGGGCCUGUCCACCGGUGGUCAGACGGGCGAGUACACGUCCGGACACCAGCCAGUGCCCGCCAAGCCGGUCGAUCAUGCCUUCCGUGGCGAGCUGCGAGGUCAAGUAGGAGGCAAAAAGCGUUCGGGCAUAUGCCUCUGCUUCGGAGCAUGA
Messenger RNA from Pedinophyceae sp. YPF-701, 1713 nucleotides. NCBI's taxonomy places the organism in Eukaryota, Viridiplantae, Chlorophyta, Pedinophyceae. The record is from the annotation of a GenBank genome assembly.